AUGGGAAUGAACCGGUGCUUAUCAUCGUGGAAGAGUGUCGAUGGUCCUCCUACUGGAGAUCUUACUUAUGGGAUAGAGAAUAACGAAUACCCGGAAAUAGUGAUGCAGAAAGGAUCAAAGGAGCAUUAUCGGGCUAGACCAUGGAAUGGGCUUCGAUAUAGUGGGGCAUCCGAGCWGAAGACCAAUAUUAUUUUCAGUUUCAAUUUUACUUGGAAUAACGAGGAGGUUUCUUACACGUACCAUCUACUGAAUGACAAUUCAAUUAUUUCAAGGUUGGUCUUGAACCAAAGCACUGACAACGGUGGUGAGCUUCAAUGCUAUACAUGGAAUGCCAUGAGUCAUAAUUGGCAACUUUUCUUGUCGGUGCCGAGAGACUACUGUGACAGUUAUGGUCUUUGUGGUGCGUACAGUGAUUGUGACAUGAACGAAUCUCCGGUUUUCCAAUGUUUGAAAGGAUUUAAACCAAAAUCUCUAACUGAUUGGAACUUAAUGGAUUGGUUCGAGGGAUGUGUACACCAAGCAUCUCUGGAUUGCCAAAAGGGAGAAGGAUUUGUGAAGUUUACAAGGRUCAAAUUGCCGGAUACUAGGUAUACUUGGGUGGACAAGAACAUUAAUCUUAAAGAUUGUGAAGUAGAAUGCCUAAAGAACUGCUCUUGUACAACAUAUGCAAACUCUGAUAUUAGUGGAGGCAGUGGYURUGYURUUUGGUUUGGUGAUUUAAUCGAUAUUAGACGGUUUUCUAACAGUGGCAGUGGGUAA
This is a messenger RNA of Nelumbo nucifera (sacred lotus), 759 nucleotides long. Its product is annotated as G-type lectin S-receptor-like serine/threonine-protein kinase At4g27290. NCBI's taxonomy places the organism in Eukaryota, Viridiplantae, Streptophyta, Magnoliopsida, Proteales, Nelumbonaceae. The record is from RefSeq and is a predicted model, not a curated record. Gene Ontology annotation, biological process: recognition of pollen.